Messenger RNA from Hermetia illucens (black soldier fly), 991 nucleotides. Its product is annotated as 23 kDa integral membrane protein-like. Gene Ontology annotation, cellular component: membrane. The record is from RefSeq and is a predicted model, not a curated record. The transcript has a single exon. The coding region runs from base 166 to 906 and encodes 246 amino acids. Lineage: Eukaryota; Metazoa; Arthropoda; Insecta; Diptera; Stratiomyidae.
UUCACCACGAAAAAAUCAAUUUGUCAAACGACAUAUCAACUAUAGAAUGUAAUUUUUUAAAACUUGUGACUCAAAGUAUUUUUUAAUUAAAUUCCUUUUCGUGUUUAUAACACUCGUUUGAUUUUAUUCGGAAUAAAUUUUUAGUAUUAAUCCGCACUGAAGAGCAUGGCGUCACCAAGCAGAGUAAUCUACCGGAUAUUUCUAAUAUACAACGUCCUAUGGGGAUUGAUAGGAAUAAUGCUGAUAGCCUACGGAGGGGAUAAUAUCUUCCGCAUGAACUAUUAUUUCGAUGCCUCCUAUUUUCGGAUAACAUCCAUUACUUCUAUCAUUCUAGGCAUAUCUGUUCUCACUUUAUCGGUUAUAGGAUACGUGUCCUGCUUCAACGAGCAAGCUGGACUAACCAUAGCGUACAUAAUAAUCAUCUCGACUAAAAUAAUAAUUCAAAUUGUAUCCGCUAUAUUGAUCUAUGUCCGAGUAGACUUUUAUGGCGGACAAGCUCGCGACUUCAUUUCCAAAGUCUGGGAGAGUUCGCAAUUUUCGUCCAAAUAUGCAGCGUAUCUAAAUUCAAUUCAGUUAAAUUUAAAAUGCUGCGGAUUCACAGGACCUGAUGAUUGGGGUAUAAAUCUACCGCCAAGUUGCUGCGACAGAGAGUACUUUGCUUGCCUUAUGGAGAAUUCCUACAGGAUAGGAUGCGGCCAGAAAUUUAUAGAUUUUAAAAAAGAGUUAACUUUUGCCGCAAUCGCAAUUUUCGUAACAGUGUCGGCAAUAGAAAUUGUUGGUUUAGUAAUUGCGGUCGUGUAUCUGUGGGUGAUUAGGCAUAGGCCAGUGGAGGAGCAAACAAGAAAUCAAGUGACUGUGAUAGACCAUGUUUUUGAAAAAGCAGACUUCGAUAUGACGGGAAACUAAUAGAGGACUGAAAUUGGUUGACUUAAAUUUAAAGGCAAUAUCGGUAAAGUGGAAUGAGUGUUUGUAAUCUUAAAACUACUGUUUC